Messenger RNA from Castor canadensis (American beaver), 1151 nucleotides. It is a transcript of the gene Elp4, whose product is annotated as elongator acetyltransferase complex subunit 4. The record is from RefSeq and is a predicted model, not a curated record. Gene Ontology annotation, biological process: tRNA wobble uridine modification. Gene Ontology annotation, cellular component: elongator holoenzyme complex; cytoplasm; transcription elongation factor complex. NCBI's taxonomy places the organism in Eukaryota, Metazoa, Chordata, Mammalia, Rodentia, Castoridae.
UUUUUUAGGAACUCCCUGCACCAUUAUUUGAUUAUCAUUGUAAAAAAGAAUUUGAUGAAGAUACAUGUAAUCAUAAAACACCGGAAACUAAUACUGAGAUGAAAAUAGCUUGGCGUUACCAGUUACUACCCAAGAUGGAGAUUGGACCAGUGUCAUCUUCAAGAUUUGGUCAUUAUUAUGAUGCAUCAAAAAGAAUACCUCAGGAACUACUUGAAGCUUCAAAAUGGCAUGGAUUUUUUCUUCCAGAAAAAGUAUCUUCAACUCUUAAAGUAGAACCCUGUUCUUUGACCCAUGGCUACAUAAAGCUGCUUCAGUUUAUUCAGAACAUCAUUUAUGAGGAAGGAUUUGAUGGAUCCAAUCCCCAGAAAAAACAGAAAAACAUUUUAAGAAUAGGAAUUCAGAGCCUUGGCUCACCCUUAUGGGGAGAUGACAUUUGCUGUACAGAAAACUGUGACAACAGUCACAGCCUUACCAAGUUCCUCUAUGUUCUCCGUGGUCUUUUAAGAACCUCUCUGUCAGCCUGCAUCAUCACAAUGCCCACACAUCUUAUCCAGAGUAAAACAGUUAUUGCUCGUGUUACAAAUUUGUCAGAUACAGUAGUUGCUCUGGAAUCUUUUAUUGGUUCUGAAAGAGAAACCAAUCCAUUAUAUAAGGAUUAUCAUGGUUUGAUUCAUAUACUGCAGAUUCCUCGGCUUAAUAACUUGAUUUGUGAUGAAUCAGAUGUCAAAGACUUAGCUUUUAAAUUAAAGAGGAAGCUAUUCACCAUUGAGCGACUACAUUUGCCUCCAGACCUGUCAGACACAGUGAGCCGCUCAAGCAAACAGGAUCUGGCAGAAUCCGCCAAGCUGCUGGGCCCAGGCUGUGGCAUGAUGGCCAGAGGCAAGAAGCACCUGGACUUCUAGGGAUUCCUCCUUAGUUGUUGCGUGCAGAAUUAUAUGACACUCUAAUUAUGAUUGCUAAUAGCUUGUGUAAAUAUUUUUCUUCAUGAUUUGACCUCCAAUCCUUGGGAAACACAGGAUUACAAAAUGGAGUACCAUUCUUCAUUAGCAGAAAUAAUAUAGGAGAAAUACUUUUAUCUUGAAAUUGUGCUUUUGCUGUGUUUAAAGAAAAUGGGUAAUUUGAUUUUAAAUAAAUACAAAAAAUGUCAAGAU